Messenger RNA from Cornus florida, 1323 nucleotides. RefSeq lists its product as uncharacterized. Bases 1 to 1323 code for a protein of 440 amino acids. The transcript has a single exon. The record is from RefSeq and is a predicted model, not a curated record. Lineage: Eukaryota; Viridiplantae; Streptophyta; Magnoliopsida; Cornales; Cornaceae.
AUGUCUGCAGCAUGCUACCAGACGUACCAUGUAAAUGACGAAGAAAAAGUCAAAGCACCGAUGGUAUGGAUCGGGAUCUACAUUGCAGUAGCAUCUCUAGUCUGCUCCAUAGCAAUGGCUGCGGAUGCCUUCCAUGGGUUCUGCCACAAAAAACUGUGGUUUCCAUGCAAAAUUUUCACUAUCAAUGCCGCUUCUCUAGCUGUAGCAAUGAAGCUGCCUGUGGAUCUAACUACCAACAUGCCAUUCAAAAAGGAUCAGCUCUCAAAACUUAGCAGCACCGCCUUCAUGUGUACAGCAAUAGGUAAUUUUAUGCCAUCUUUAAGAACCAUGGAUGACAAAGAUAUUCUAAUGAACACAAUAGCCUUGGCUAUUCUCACAAUCACCAUUCUUGCGAAUAUCAGCAUCCAAAGCACUGGCCUAUUAAGUAAUUCACUUAUGAUGGAACAUAUUGCAGUCAUGCUUUCCAUGUUUGUUUUGCUUGUAAUAUUGAGUUUCUCAGCUUUGAUGGUCCCAACCACUAAAAAACAUUUUCAACAGUUGUAUAGUGAUUUACACAAAAUCUCUUCAACUGAAGAAUCUGAGAAAAUUGGAAUGGCCACUGUCCAAAAAUUGAAAGAUUAUGUGAUAAAAUAUUGGACGAUGGCGGAGACAGGUAGCCCUCAAUUUGUGAUGGCUCGUUCUGUGACCUGCUUUGCUUCGGGGGCAAUAUGUUCGUUGACUACAGUCAUUUUAGCAGAAGCAGAGCUCCGGACAUACUUUAUUAACCCCUGUACUCCCAACAAUCAUUCUGACAAUUCCAAUCAAACUUCGGAUUAUAAGGAGUCACUCUUGUUAGUUCUUGUAAUUCAGAAUUUUGGGGUGUUAGUGGGUACAAUUGCGCCAGUAUUUAGAUGGUUCGUUGCCACAAAAUUCAAAUGCUCAGGAAGCAAAGGUAAGAGCUACAAAACUGAGUGGAAAACAGAGAAUUACUGGAUCGAAAGGCUAGUAGGGUGGACAGAGAGCCCCUUGGAUUUACGGAUCCAGAGAAAAAAAUGCAGAAAACUUGUUCACAAAACAAAGAAUCUAAUUCUGAGCAUCUGUAUUGGAGUUCAGAUUAUGAUUGUCACUGCUAGCAAAUUAGUUUUGCUAUUUUCCAGUAUCUUACUGAGCCCGUUGUUGUCAUGUUUCCACUACUGCAAGGUGUUAAAGCAGAAGCUCAUGUCUAAAUCUAAUGCCUCAAGCAAUCACACAGGAUCAAAAUCGGAACCAGGUACACAAUUGGAUCUCAGCUGUUUUGUUCUGUAUCUUGACAGUGAGGCAAAACUCCCCCAACAGAUCAUGUAG